AUGGAAAAGGGAAAUGUUACGAAUGUUUCUUUCUGCUCCAGGACGAAGAAGGAGGCGUCGGAGUCGCAGGGGAAGUGGGAAAAAGGGAGCCCAGAAGAGCAGGAAGAAGAGCGCACUCCCACCCCCUCAUUACCAAGCAGCUCCCAUAUGACCAUGACCCCCGGGGAGCAGCUUCCCUCAGCCCAGCUCCAAGCCCUGCUGAUGAGAGCCGUGAAGGGUCUGACGACACCCACCCUGGAGCGAUUUCAAGCCGCCGAGGAAGAGCUGAGGACCAUCGUGUCUCUACACGGAGACAAGAUGGAGAGAGUUGGAGACGUCGUGGGACGUAUCUUAAUCUGGCUGGACAACGUCUGUAAUCCCAGAGCCAGAAAAGCAGCACUGAGGGCCACGGCCUUGCUGGCUCGUUCCCACCCCCAGGACGUGGUUCUGAGCUGUGUGGUGCACACGCUGUCCUCGGACAGAUGUGCCAUUGAGCUGUGGAAGGCCUUGGGGGAAGAACCACAGCUCCCCAGGGAGGUGCUGCAGCAGCUGCUGGACAAGCUCCAGCAGAGACACCGGGAGGAGAAGAGCGGCAAUGUGUCUCUGGCUGCAAUGAGGACCAUUUACGAGGUCCUUUUCCUAUGGGGAUACCGAGAAGCCAUCCUGGAAAUGUAUCCCCAGAUGCUCAUCCUCUGCGUCAGGCAAGUGCAGUAUGUGAUGGAUCUGCACUUGCCAGGGACCUACAUGGCCAGCACGACAUCCAGCCCCGAGGAGGGAUCCAGCUGCCUCAACCCCCUAAGCACGUCGGUGGAGGCUGUGAAGACUCUUUUUUCCAUGCCCGGAUACUGGAAAGAAUUUGCCAGCAUCCAAUUUCAGCAGGGUUGGGACAUGAUAGCCUCACGAUAUUACUACUCGCAGGGUGUUGGCGUGAUUGCAAGAGCCAUGAUCGAGUUUGAGAACCCUCAGCUCCCUGCCGUCUUCAGAGAGGCCAUCACCACUGUUCAAAGGGAGAAGGAGGAGGAGCAGAGAAAUAUCGCCAUAACUUUCUGCACUGAGUUUCUCCAGAGUCCUUCCAUUGAGACAAUACUGACAAAAUCAGAGCUCCAGGCACAGCUCAUGGAAUGGACCCAAGAUAAAAACCCCAUUGUACGUCGGCUCAGUCUGCGAGGCCUUGGCAGUAUUGUGCUCCAGCCAGAAAAGGUGCACUCGUUACGGGCUCAGCUGCCAGCGAUCAUGGACAUGUUUUGUGACACGGAUAGAGGGCGUGUCAUGGGAGCCAUGCAUCAAGCUGCAGACAUCAUCUACCUCCUGGAUGGGGAGGGGCUUGGCUCCAUCUCCCAGGACAUUGCAGUCAGCCUUCGCCCCUUCAUUGAUGACGAGAGGGACAGCGUGCGCUCCGUUGCCAUUUUACUGCUUGGCAACGUGGUGAGCAGCGUGAAGGACCCGGACAAACCCAUCGUGCAGCAGAAGAUGAUCCACUGCUUGCUCCGCUCCUGCUGCACCUUGAAGACCGGGAUGAGAGUGUGACACUGAGAUGCAAACUGACGCUCUUCCGCUGCGCAGUGUUUCUCAGGUGGGCUCAUUUGAAGACGCUGUUCCGCAGCAUGGCCUGGGAUGGCUCCACACAGCUCCGGAAGUGUGCCUGGAAGUGCUUGAUGCAGAACAACAAGAGCCACAUCCCCAAAUUCCUGUUCCACGCCUUAGAAUACCUGGAAAGCUCACAGACAACAAUCAGACAUUCUGCAGCCCUGUUCAUUGGUAAGCAGAGCGACUUCACUUGAGCUUUUUUGACCUGCUUCCUUCAAAGCCCUUUUC
Molecule: messenger RNA, 1794 nt
Organism: Mauremys reevesii (Reeves's turtle)
Lineage: Eukaryota; Metazoa; Chordata; Testudines; Geoemydidae
Product: maestro heat-like repeat family member 5
Exons: 12
Coding region: 1-1506 (501 amino acids)
Cellular component (GO): cytoplasm
Source: RefSeq, a predicted model, not a curated record